UAUAUUAGGGGAGAGUUAGUACCACGUGUUGUUUUUGGCUCAGGUAAAUAUUUAGGCCACACGGGGAAUGAUGUGAGGUCGACAUCUGAAGUACAAGCUGUAAUUUCUACGUUACAUAACGAAUGUUGUAAAACCAGAUUAUGAUAUAGGUUGGGAGAAAAUGGCCAGUAACAGAAACUAUUCCAUUGGACUGCUUUGUUACAUUGUGUUUCAUUUUAACAUGUGAAUUGGAUAAAGUGUCGAUAAAUUCAUAUUUUUAUAAUAUUAUUGUGAAGAAACAUAAUGACAUCAAAAACGAAAUCACGCGAAUCGCGCGGUCAGGCAAUGAGGCCGGAUUAUUACAGACGCCAAAUGGUAGCCGUGCCAAUGGUUCCCAUUAAAGUCUCUCCGGAGAUGGCAAACGCUAUCCGGCGUAGGGAAGGUAUGGCUGGUGUGGAGUACUGGAAUCAAAUGGCCGCCAACGGCAUGGUGUCUCGACCGAUGCGUAGAUUGACGGUGGAGCAAGCUUUUCCUAGAAUGUAUACUAAUGGAUAUGCAAAUAUUGAGAGAAUUCCAAACAACACAGCGAUAAGAGCUCGCGACCCAAGUCGAAAAUCCCAGCAACCGUUAAGUAAUGGUGUCGCUAAGCACCACGAUAGUAAAGUUGCUUCUUUAGACCCGAAAAAAGCGACAGCAACGGAUCUAAGUACUUUCCAAUCAAAAGAUGGAUUUAGUAAUGUUCCAGCCGAUCUUUCUCGCAAUUAUCAAAUUUAUGAUGCUAAAGUCCGUUACGUCGACAACGGGGUUCAACGAUCAAAUCUAGCAACGAAAAGUGAAUCAAGAUCGAAAGGAAACAAAAAGAAAGAUAGCAAAUCAGAAGACACUUCAAAGCAAAAUGGACACAGAAUACCUAUGGUCGUUACUCACACGACUACGAAAAGUGAAAACGGACAGGCUUAUACAGCUAGUGGUGGGCAGCCGAACUAUCGUAAUGUCACACAAACAGAAAACAGUAAAAUGGACACGUAUAGACGGACCUGGUCAGAGAUGGCACAUUUAUCAGUUAACGGUUCAGUAGCCAGAAUCUCCGAACCGACAUUUCAAAAAAUUGGGAUGAAUCACACGUUUAGAAUUCCUCGACCCAAAGCAAUGAUUGAUCCGAGAGGCAGCGUGGCUCACCGGCGUAUAAAUCUAACGGCGUCAAAGAAACGUGCCGUACGAUUUGGUCAAGAUAAGGUGUAUGAAUAUACUCCACUGGAGCCCGUGGACAAUAUCCCCAUACACGAGGAACUAUUAUAACUAUUAAUGGAUUUAAUACAACGCUAAUACUGUGCAAUGUGGAAUGGUGUAAUUAUCUCAUGGUGCAUAAAAUAUGAUCGCAUAUAUAUUUGAAUAUUAUGUUAUUUACUGUUUACAUAAUAUUGAUUAUUGGCAUAAUAUUCAUAUCAUCUACACACUAGUAUUCAGUAUGACAUAGUUAAUCAUAAUAUUUGUGCAUUCUUUAUUUAUUUCAAUCGUGUUAUGGCUUUGACUUACACGCAGAAUUGGUAUCAUGUCACUGAAGAUAUGAUUUCAAAACAUAAGUUCUACUCGGCAGAUAUGUAGUCUCGCUAAUCCAGAUACAAUACAUUUCAAGUGUACUGAAAAUAGGACUUACUCAAGGGAUGUUCGCAUGUUUGUCCUAUAUUAUGUUUGAAACUGCAUGAGUAAUCCAUUUUUUUUUUAUUUAACAACGACUUGCGCAAUAUUCUCAUAUAAUGUUAUUGGUCAGAUUGAUAAUGUUGUUCCUGGAUUUUGUCAUAUAAUGAAGAGUGUCAACCAAAUGGCAAAAUGUGCUUAUUCUGUCUUAAAUUACGAAACAAUAUUUUAGUAUUGCAUAUUACACUCUGGUUGGUUCCGAUAUGAAGUGCGCAUCCAUUUAUUAUCAUGUAUACUAUUUAGACUUCACAAUACGCUUUAUUUGUAUCUAUACUUUAAUCUUGUCGUAAUUUGCCCACCUGCUCGUUCAAUCUCUUUGAUAAUAUCCCAAAAUACAUUACUUCGUCUUGAUGAGUUUAAAGGGAAGAAGCAUGUACAUUUCGAAGAUCACUUUUGCCCAAACAUCACACCAGGUCUAUGAAAGUUUUAUAGGUUGCCUAUUAAAUUAGGUUGUUGGGGUAAGGGGGUUGGCUUUUAUUAAAUUGAAAUAAGUGUUGAGAUAUUGAUUUCGGUCAGUGCGUUGUGCGUGAGGUUUAUUGUGGACAACCAAGCUGCAGUUGAAAGGAUGUUCCGUUGAAUUUAAACCUAUGUGUUUAUCGUUAGAUAACGUCAAUUCAAGUAGGUGCAAUACCGGAACUAAGAAGCGCGGGGAUUUAAUUGGGAUCGGCACUGCAGAAGAACAACGGUCUGGUCUCAAAUUGGGGCAAAGUCAAAUAAAUGUGUUGUAAUGGCCGAAUUUGGGAGCGCCCCCACCCACCCAUAUUUUCGGUUGAGCGCAAGAUCAAAAGUUCAAUUGAAUGAUCGAGUGAGUCUUAUUUAGAUUUGAAAAUAUGAAGGUCAUUUUUGGGGGCCUUCAUUGUGUCCACAAUCAGGGGCCCAAUUUUAAAUCCUGACUGUUCCAUUCGAUAGGACUCCUUUUACACGAGAAAGGGGUCCGUGGGUAGUUUUGACCUUGACUUGAACUCCACCGGUAGACAUCUAUGUUUAUAGUGCCGCCAGUUCGCUAGGAAAUGUGAGAUCAUUCAUACAUUAAUAUGGAUAUAAUGUAUUUAUAAGUUUUCCCUGAAAUUUGAUUUCUUUUUACACUCAAGACAACUAACGAGAAUCUCUGGAAUUAUAAUUUGGCUAAAGGUUUCUCAUAUAGCUUUUGAUUGAAGUUUGAAACGUGGUUUCUAAUCCAAAAAUAUAAUCAAUAUUCCUAUUUUAUUCGACGUCUAUUACUCGCCCAGAAUAUACCUCUGAAUGCUCAAAAAUCUAAUUUGCCAUAACAAAAAGUUCUGGGGUUGCAUCUCUCUCACCCACCCACUCCGUCGGGGUCUUCGCGCCGCACGCGACCCUAAAGAUUUAAAUAAUAUUUUAUUGUAUCAUUACAUCGAUCAAUGGACAGCAUACAAAGAUAACGUUAAGACCCUACUCUACUCCACCCCUGGACUUGCCCCCCCCCCCCCACACACACACACACAACCAAGGUUAAUUUGGUCCUGAGUAGGUCCAGGUCCGGUUCUGGAUGUUUCAUUGCCUGUCAACCUAUGUUAAUAACUCCAAUCCUGAUAAGGAAAAUGUGGCAAAUACAAAUCUGAAGAAUGAAGACUAUUGAUUAUUAAUAUUUUCUCUGUAACAUAAAAGAACAAGUAUUUUAACUUUUUAUUAAUACCUAAUUAUUGGUAAUAAUAAACGGAGCUAUUCCAUUAUCAUUAAUCUCUA
This is a messenger RNA of Patella vulgata (common limpet), 3381 nucleotides long. RefSeq lists its product as uncharacterized. The transcript has 2 exons. The coding region runs from base 283 to 1278 and encodes 331 amino acids. The record is from RefSeq and is a predicted model, not a curated record. NCBI's taxonomy places the organism in Eukaryota, Metazoa, Mollusca, Gastropoda, Patellidae.